Solanum tuberosum (potato) is the source of this 543-nucleotide messenger RNA. RefSeq lists its product as uncharacterized. The coding region runs from base 1 to 543 and encodes 180 amino acids. NCBI's taxonomy places the organism in Eukaryota, Viridiplantae, Streptophyta, Magnoliopsida, Solanales, Solanaceae. The transcript has 2 exons. The record is from RefSeq and is a predicted model, not a curated record.
AUGGCUUCUGCACAUACUCUUCAACUUGUUACCAACUUUGAACUUAUUGUUAAGAUAAUAAGUGGUUUGGGCCCAGAGUUCCGUGAGAUUUCCACUGCAAUUUGGGCUCGUGACUCCACUAUUACUUAUGAAGAACUCUAUGAAAAGCUAUUGGAUCAUGAGUUGUUCCUUCGCCAUGAAGAGUCUAAAACCACUCCAACCCAGAUUACUACUGCAACUGCUACUUCCACCAAGUCUGGUCAUCCCAACUCUCAGCACCCUCGUCGCUCCAACAAUGGCACUGGCAGCAACCAACAAUGGCGGUCCAACAAUCACUUUCCUACGCCCAAUCAGUAUCGAUCUUCGCCCACCACCAACUCUUAUGAUUGUGUUCGCUGUCAAUUGUGCAACAAACCGGGUCAUGUUACAAGUGUUUGUCGAUCAAAAUCUCACAAUCAUUUUCAGGCAAAGGCCAACCAUAUUUCUGGAUUCCAGGCAUCCGCAAUUCCCUGGAUUGUCGAUUCUGGCGCAUCUUAUCAUAUCACUGCUGACCCUCACAACUAG